AUGGUUAAUAUCAUUCCAAUCGUUUCGUUAGCAGCAACAGCGCUACCAUUAGUUCAAUGUAUCACUUAUUAUCAGCCAGUCUUCAAUCCAUCUGAAUUAGAUUUCACUUAUGGUCAAAUUUUUGAGAUAGAAACAAAUGUUAAUACUUCUAAUUCAUCAUUAACACAAGCAAAACCUCCAAUCAAUGAUCUUGAUUAUGCUCAACUUUCAAUUCAUUAUGAUUCUUCAAAUUAUUCUAAUUUCACAAGUAAUGGAACAAACUCUUUGAAUGACUAUCUUAGUGAUGAAUCAAACAAAAUCGUUGGUGUUUUACAAUUAUAUUCAAACGGGAAUUUCUAUACAAAAAAUGGUACUGAUUUUGCUUUAGCAAGUUAUAAUGAAACAACUUUAUUUGAUUUAACAAAUCCUUUGAAGUUACUUCUUGAAAAUGGACAAUAUGAAAAUUUAAACUCAAAUGGUUCUACUAUCUUUGUUGAUAUUCAAAGAGGUUACAGUGGUGCUUUUGAUAUUGAUGAUGAUGAAAAUCGUGCAAAAAUCACAACAGAUUUAAAGUCAAUUAAAUUAUUCAAUGUUACAAUUAAUGGAGAAAUUAAACAAAAUUUAAAAGCUGAAGGAUUAAUAAUUCGUCAAUAUAAAUCAUACAACACAAAUUUCAAAUCUGAUGAUACAACUAUUGAAACUUAUUCAUUUGAAUUAGAUGCUAUUUUAUUUGAUACAAAAUCUGAUUUUAAAAAUAGACAUAUAGAAGUUAUUGAUUCAUACAAUUGGACUAAUUCAUCACCAAUUGAAUCAAAUAAAGCAGAAAAGUCCAGUGAUGCUGUACAAUUGGUUAAACCAAGUUUUAUGGCUUCAUUUUUGGUAAUCUUGGGAUUUGUCUUAGCUUUACUUGUUUAG
Molecule: messenger RNA, 894 nt
Organism: Hansenula ciferrii
Lineage: Eukaryota; Fungi; Ascomycota; Saccharomycetes; Phaffomycetales; Wickerhamomycetaceae
Exons: 1
Coding region: 1-894 (297 amino acids)
Source: RefSeq, a predicted model, not a curated record